Molecule: messenger RNA, 2079 nt
Organism: Gryllus bimaculatus (two-spotted cricket)
Lineage: Eukaryota; Metazoa; Arthropoda; Insecta; Orthoptera; Gryllidae
Source: the annotation of a GenBank genome assembly
GCAGAGCGCGCCACCGUAAUGGUCUCCGCCACGUUAUAUGGGAGUUAUAGGGCCCUGGUCGGCUCCGCCCGCAGCAGCCAGCUGGUCAUACGAACUGACUUUGCCAGACAUGUAUGUUCUGUGUUUUGUAAUGUUUUAAUUAAAUUUAAAACUAUCUUAUGUCAUUCGCAAGUUAUCUCGUAAGAAUUGACGAUUUGAAUUGUAAAUACAUUUUUAUUAGAAAUGUCGGAAGGAAAUACUCUUCAAGCUAUGUUGGAUAAUAUGAAUUCUGCUAUGUCGCAGUUGGAAGAUAUUGCAGCCAGUUCUUUGUCAACGGAAGUGACAAAAGUAUGCAUACUUUACUCAGAGCCUCCUGCUCCAAGUGUACAGCAAGUAAAUGAUCUCUUACGAAAAAUAGAAACACUGUACAUUAACAUGCUGAAGAAUUUUUAUAAUCUUCCAAAAGAGCAAGGUCAAGUUAUGAGGAAAAAAACACAAAUUGCUCUUUUAAAAAUUGUGGAAUUGUUGAAAGCUGUCUUCAGUUCUUUGAAAACCAAAGGAGCAAAAGGUCAGAAAGAACGAAUGAAACUGGCUGGAUGUGUAUGGGAAUCUUGUGAAGCAAUAGAGCAUCUUCCUCGUGAUAACUUGGCUGCAACAUGUGCAGAACUUGAUAAGGAACUGAUGCUGGUAGAAGAUGCCCUUCAGGAAAUGGAAGAAGAAAUAAAAAACCAGGAAGAUGGAAUGGAAGGUAAUGCUGGAGAUGAAAUAGACAACUCAGAGCGUUGGAGCAAUCAGGAUUGUGAAAUUGUGCCCCAUUGUGUUGCCCUUGUAAAAACAGCCCGGGCUUGCAUGAGGCGUAUUAAGCGUGCUGUUAAUGCCCAAGGACGCUGUUCUACAGAACAUGAAAUUGCACAACUUGAUGAUUUAAUUUCUUCAGUGUCACGUCUUAGCCCUUCUGUAGAUGAUUUUGUGUCAUCUGCAUAUCCGCCAAUGAAUAGAGACGCUGUUAAAAAAACAGCCAUGGAAGUUGUGAAUUCAGUGCAAGCAAUACUUUUGGUAGUGAAGCAAGCUCAUUAUGUGCAAGAUGAAGAUCAGUCAUGGGUGGAUUUCUUGUUGAAGGCCGUGGAUCAUAAUAAUAACAAAUUACAACCUCUUCUUACUGUGUAACAGAACAGAGGCAUGCCAUCAGUUGGUAAUCUUUAUUCAAAGACUAUGUAAAAAUGUUGAAUUAAUUAUGUAUUAGAAUUUUGUAAAUUCGUAAUGCUAUAGUUGACAAAAUGACUUGUAGCCUGAAAGUUAGAAAAGUAAGUUAUUUUCUCAGUAAGUAAUUGCGAUAUUUUUGUUCCCUUAAGAAUGGUAACUGUACAUCAUAAUACUAAUGUAAUUAACAGAACUGAAGGUUAUUUUGACAGGGUACUUUUUCUAGAUUGAUAAAUAUAGUCACUUGCAAUAAGAAUGUACUUCAAUUCAAUAGUUGAGUCUGAGGUGAAUGAUCUGGGCUCAUUUUUCAGUGUUAUUGCCUACACUUUGCAAGAAGUAUUAUCAAUAAAUUAGAUCACAUGUGACCAGAGUUUUCAGUUUUGAGAACACAAAGCUUGAAAAUGUUUAAAGGUGCAGUUAUAUGGGCAUAUAAUCUUUUUAUAUUACACAUGGAUGAAAGAACUCGAAAAAUAUUAAAUUGAAAAAUAACUAGAGAAAUGAUAUUCCUGAAGUUCUUUGGGUUGCCAUCGGUCAUUAAUCACAGUGACCCUUAAGGAAGGAGACAUCUCUUCUAAUAGAUUUAGAAACUUUUCCUCAUUCUGUUGAAAUUUAUCUUUGAUCUUAAAAAUUAUUUCCUUGAUUUGUUCUCCAACCAAUGUAUUUUGGUGUUAUAUUUGUUCUAAGUUUUCUAACAAUUUUCUUCCGAAAUUCUGGAAUUUUCUGUCAAUUUUUCUUCUAAAGAUUUGUAAAUAUCACUCAGUUUUUCUAAAAUUUUUAAAAUUUUUAUUCUAUUAUUUUAAGUAGAUCCGAAACGUUUCUGGUUGUCUGGAAGAGAAAAUUCUCUGGAUCCUCUCCUGCUGCCUUCAUCAAGACAUUCUUGUAAUAUUGCUUUCGUUCCUG